Messenger RNA from Cryphonectria parasitica EP155, 1233 nucleotides. RefSeq names its product HET-domain-containing protein. The annotation marks the transcript as partial. NCBI's taxonomy places the organism in Eukaryota, Fungi, Ascomycota, Sordariomycetes, Diaporthales, Cryphonectriaceae. The transcript is spliced from 2 exons. The record is from RefSeq and is a predicted model, not a curated record.
AUGACUACUGCGCCAGGUACUGUCAUUUACGACUCGCAUCCCGUGCGGUCCAGGCUGCGCGAGACGAGGCUGCUGCUAAUCCAGGAAGGCGAGUGGGGCGAGGCUAUUACUGGCCGUUUGCAAGUUGUGUCGCUGUCCCACAGUCCGAGCUACGAGGCCGUGUCAUAUACCUGGGGCGACCGCAGCGACGAGCGCACAGUUUACGUUGACGGCCACGCUCUACGCAUCAGCGCCAACCUCGAGAGCGCCUUUCGCCAUCUCCGCAGCAGCACGGCUCCUCGAGCCUUGUGGGCUGAUGCCGUCUGCAUCAACCAGAAGGACACCCGCGAGCGCAGUGAACAGGUGGAGCUCAUGAGAGACAUAUACGCACACUGCACCGGCGUCCUCGUCUGGCUCGGCGGCGUUCAGGGGGCUCAGCCCAGAGAGCAUGACCACACCACCCCUUGCCGCUGGAUCACUGGCUGCACUCCUAUCGACGAAUCAUGGACGGUCUCGAGCAGCCUGAAGAUGUACUACAGGCUACCGUUCGCCCUCCGCCACAGCGUUAAGAUCGACAACGUCUUGGGCGCCUACUGCCUCAUCGGCCUGCUCGCAGGGAAUAGCCACAUCAAUAGCACGGAUAUCAUGUUCCUCGACAAUACAGAUGCUUUCCACAGAAUCGUCGAGGAACUACAUGGGCUCAUGGCCUCUGCAUGGUGGACUCGCCUGUGGGUGGUCCAAGAGAUUGUACUGCCUCCCAAGGCAACCCUCCACUAUGGCCAGUUCGUCGCGUCCUGGGACUUGUUCGCACAUGCAGCUCGCAACUACGAGCGCCACUCCAAGACAUGCUGCGAAGGCCACUACGCGUCCCUGCACUACCACGAUAUACGCCACAUAGAACAUUUCUCCAGGACCAUAACCGAGCUCGACGAGCUGAGGAGGGAGUGGCAGACGAUCCUGGGCCGGCGAGCUUGGUGGUCUGGUGCCCGUCCAGCUCUUAUUUCACUGCGCCGCCUGCUCUGGCAGUUCCGCCCGCGCGAGGUCUCGGACCCGCGCGACAAGGUUUUCAGCCUCCUCACUCUCGUCCAGGACUGGGGUGGGCGGGAUCCUAUGCGUCCAGACUACAAUUUGGACAUUACGGCGGUGUACCGGCUGACUGUGCAAAAAUCCAUAGCCCAGGACCGUUCCCUGUUGAUUCUGAUGGGAAGCACUGAGAAAACCAUGGUCGGCCUGCCAUCCUGGCUCCCGGACUGG